AUGGCGUCGAACCUCCCUUUACCUAUUCCUCCACGUACCCCGACCCCGCCAUCGGACGACGGCACAGUCCAUGCUCCGCACGUCAAUGGAGGACUAUCUAUUGAUCGCGAUGCCUUGUCGCCUCUCAAGGAUACAUUCCCCAAGAGCGCUAUUUUGGAACCAGUGAACUCGGAUCGCCUUAGCCCUACCAAGGCUUCAUUCAGCUUUGGAACCGGGCCUGCAGAGGAUGUGACACCGACGGAAAAUGGCUCGGGCGACUCUCCUUCGGCGGGGCCGUUCAAUUUCAAUACCAACGUCAUGGCAAAGAGCCCGGUGGUCAAGUCGAACAUUGGACAACGUCGUGGCCACAAAUACAAGCACAGCAGUAUCUCGCAUCAAAUUUUCCUCGAGCCCCCUCCACGUGCGCCCUUGGCUCUUCCCAAUUCACUACCUAUGCCAACAAUGAAAGAAUGCCGACUUAGCAUGUCAAAGGACCAGAAGACACGGUUUUGGUGGAGUGUAUGCCACAUGUUCGUUGCCGCCUAUACCCUUUGGACGGCGCACGGGUCACUGGCUAUGACGGCAUUAUCCCAUUUGAUAUUGUUUGACUCACUUGGAGCUCUUCUUUGCGUAGCUGUGGAUGUCCUGGGUAACUUCGAAGUCUGGAAGAGAUCUAGCAUUCGCCACCCAUUCGGUCUCGAACGUGCCGAAGUCCUGGCUGGAUUUGCUAUGUGUGUGCUUCUUCUGUUUAUGGGCCUUGACCUGAUCUCCCAUAAUCUACAGCACUUUCUUGAAAAAUCGGGUCAUGAGCCCCACCAUACGCAUGCUCAUGAACGCGUUUCCCUGGGCAGCGUGGAUAUUACGGCCGUGCUGGCUAUUUCCUCGACCCUGGUUUCUGCAAUUGGAUUGAAGAACCAUGCGCGAAUUGGAAAGGCUAUGCGCUUUGGAUAUAUUGAGUCUCUUCCUUCGGUGCUGAGCAACCCGUCGCAUUUCUUGACUCUUUCGUGCUCCGCCCUUCUCUUGCUGUUGCCUCUGGUGUCAAUUCGCAUCUAUGAUUGGCUUGAUAAGCUCCUGUCUGGCACGAUCGCCCUUUCAAUGUGCUUCCUUGGAGUGCGAUUGGUGAAAACCCUGGGAUCAAUGCUUCUCAUGUCCUACUCGGGCCAAGGGGUGUCUGAUGUCAUCAAAGAUAUCGAGGCGGACCCGGCGGUGUUCGGUGUUGAUGAAGCGAGAUUCUGGCAGGUUCACUACGGCCUUUGCAUGGCCAAUCUCAAGCUACGUGUUUCUGGCACAGAGGAUGGCAUUGGUCGACUACGAGAGAAGAUAUCAAGCUUGAUUCGCAAUCGUCUUGGUGGUGGAUAUGGAACUGGAGGACAGAAGUGGGAGGUGUCUCUCCAGUUCACUGUCGAACGAACAUAA
This is a messenger RNA of Penicillium cinerascens, 1395 nucleotides long. RefSeq names its product cation efflux family protein family. Gene Ontology annotation, biological process: zinc ion transport; intracellular zinc ion homeostasis; transmembrane transport. The transcript is spliced from 2 exons. The record is from RefSeq and is a predicted model, not a curated record. NCBI's taxonomy places the organism in Eukaryota, Fungi, Ascomycota, Eurotiomycetes, Eurotiales, Aspergillaceae. Gene Ontology annotation, molecular function: zinc ion transmembrane transporter activity. Gene Ontology annotation, cellular component: Golgi apparatus; membrane. The coding region runs from base 1 to 1395 and encodes 464 amino acids.